CCAAAUCUGGCGAGGCGAUGCUGGCCGGCCGCGGCGACGGCGGCGGCCGCCGGCCUCGCGCCGUCUUCAUGGCCUUCGGCACCCAAGGCGAUGUCUUCCCCAUCGCGGCGCUUGCUGCAGCUUUUGCUCGUGACCAAGAGGACUAUGCAGUGGUGUUCAUCACUCAUUCAGCACACCGGAGUUUGUCAGGACAUCUAGCGGCCAGCAACGUUACAUACAUGCCUGUGUCAAGCCCACCUGUCCUUGCUGCCGAGCAGGUUGAGAAUAUCUCAUGUGAUUCUAUUCAAUCAAAUGAGGAGAAUGAGUCCUUUUCGAUGCGGAAAAAGGCCAUUCAGAUAGAGCACAUGAAAGAAUGUUUGUCUUCUGUGGAAGAAGUUUUUGGAAAUGAUACAAGCACUAAUGGGGAUUUUAUUGUGAUCAAUUUCUUUGCUUUGGAAGGUUGGCACCUUGCAGAAUUGUUCCAAGUUAAGUGCAUCGUUGCUGCUCCCUACUUCGUUCCAUAUAGUGCUCCAACAACGUUUGAACGCCAAUUUAAACAUAAUUUUCCUCUAUUGUACAAGUACUUCCAAGAAGCUCCCACAAACACGGUCUGCUGGAAGGACAUAAUCCACUGGAUGUGGGCGCUCUUCACAGAAAGUUGGGGAUCGUGGAGAGAGAAUUGUCUAAAUCUUAGCGCUAUUCCUUUCACAGAUCCAGUAACAAAUCUUCCGUUGUGGCAUGUGCGAGAGGAGUCACCACUGUUGUUGUAUGGUUUCAGCAAAGAAAUUGUCGAGUGCCCCGGAUAUUGGCCAUCCGGUGCUCAUGCUUGUGGCUUUUGGUUUCUUCCUAUGGCUUGGCAAUUUUCUUGUGACAAAUGCAUGGAGUUGUCUGGAAAUACUAAUCCUUCAUUUGGGGGUGUUUUGUGUGCAAACCAUUCUUCCCUGGAACACUUCCUCAUAGGGAAUUCUUAUUCAUCAGGACCUAUAUUUGUAGGAUUAAGUUCAAUUGGUAGCAUGGGUUUUCUUAGAAAUCCUAAAGCAUUUCUAAUGGUGCUUAAGGUUGCCAUAGAGUUGACAGACUACAGAUUCAUCCUCUUCUCAUCUGGAUACCAGCCAUUGGAUUCUGCAAUACAAGGUAUUGCUUCUUCAAUAACCAAAUCAAGUGAGGCGGAGACACCUUGUGAUGACAGCACUCUCCUUUUUAAUGGUCGGCUUUUCUGCUUUUCUGGAUCAAUACCAUACAGCUGGCUUUUUCCUAGAUGCACAGCUGCUAUUCACCACGCUGGCAGUGGGUCAACAGCUGCAGCACUACUUGCUGGAAUCCCACAGUUAGUGUGCCCUUUCCUGCUGGAUCAGUUUUAUUGGGCAGAGAGGCUACACUGGUUAGGAGUGGCACCUGAACCCCUACAGAGACAGCAUCUAAUCCCAAAUAAUGAUGAUGCCUUGAGUAUUCACAAUGCUGCAGAUGUGCUACUUGGAGCUAUCAGAUCAGCAUUAUCACCGGAAAUUAAAGCUCAGGCGACCAGAAUUGCUCAUAAGCUCUCUUAUGAGGACGGGGUUGGUGAAGCCAUCAAGAUCUUCAAGGAGAGAGUGUUGACUCAGAAUAAGACCUGAGCUGCGGUAACUGUGUGACAGUACAGAGCAGAACAAGAUGCAUGUAAAAUUACUGAUCAUGAACUCUUAGAAUUUGUGUCUGGGUCUGAACUCCUGACAAAUCUGCACUCCUGAAAAAUCUGAGCUGGAUUUUUAUGUUCCUUGAUUGGGGAAUGGAAAUAAUGAUGUCAUGAAGUAAUUGUAUGA
Molecule: messenger RNA, 1778 nt
Organism: Setaria italica (foxtail millet)
Lineage: Eukaryota; Viridiplantae; Streptophyta; Magnoliopsida; Poales; Poaceae
Product: sterol 3-beta-glucosyltransferase UGT80B1
Exons: 15
Coding region: 18-1592 (524 amino acids)
Molecular function (GO): UDP-glycosyltransferase activity
Source: RefSeq, a predicted model, not a curated record